AUGGAUUACGAAGACCGACCAAAGCUGUCGGUAGAUGCCGAGAAAGAAAUCACUCGAUUAUGGCGAACAUGGAAGACAGUAUUAGAGAUGCUUGUCGACCGCGGAUAUGCCAUCUCCCAAGAAGAGCUGACCAUCUCUCGAGACAAAUUCCAGCGGGAUUACUGUGACAGACAAACCGGAACCGCAGACCGGAGAAUGAUGAGAUUACAGGCUACUCCUACGGAAGAGAUGAUCAAGCGCGAUACCCCCAGAGCGACUGCCAAAAACCCAAACCCUUCAACCACGGCAGGCACAAUCUGGGUCGAGUUCAGUCCAGAGACCACAAUCGGUAUUAAGCACCUGCGCGCAUUUGCUCAGCAUCUUGAUCAACAUAAAUUUACUACUGGCAUUUUCAUUACCAUCGGACCCGUCACUGGUGCUGCCCUUCGAGCCUUCGAGCCUUUGACAGAACGUGGGAUUACGGCAGAGUGGUUUCAAGAGCAGGAUCUGCUUGUCAAUAUCACGAGACACGAACUGGUCCCCAAGCAUGUCUUGCUUAGCGCGGAAGAGAAGAAGGUUCUGUUGGACCGAUACCGGUUGAAAGAGACUCAGCUGCCGCGGAUUCAAUAUAGCGAUCCUGUGGCCAGGUAUCUAGGCUUGAAAAGAGGGAACGUGGUCAAGAUCAUCCGGAAGAGUGAGACAGCUGGUCGGUAUGCCAGCUACCGGUGGGUCUUCUAA
Molecule: messenger RNA, 717 nt
Organism: Exophiala oligosperma
Lineage: Eukaryota; Fungi; Ascomycota; Eurotiomycetes; Chaetothyriales; Herpotrichiellaceae
Exons: 3
Coding region: 1-717 (238 amino acids)
Biological process (GO): DNA-templated transcription
Cellular component (GO): RNA polymerase I complex; RNA polymerase II, core complex; RNA polymerase III complex
Molecular function (GO): DNA-directed RNA polymerase activity; DNA binding
Source: RefSeq, a predicted model, not a curated record